GCUCUAAGGUGUAAGUUUGUAAAAUGUGAAUAGCCGAAUUAAAAUAUUUUGAAAAUGAGUAAAUCGAAAGUAUCAGCUGAAUGGAAGAAGAGAGUUAAGUCAGAGUACAUGCGGCUUCGACAAGUAAAGCGUUUCAAACGCGCUGAUGAAGUGAAAGUAGCAUGGGCGCGCAAUUUGCAAAUAAUGUCCGAAGCUAUAGAGAUGCCUGAGGCGGAAACUACGGAUCGUACUAAACGGCCCUUCUGGCCCCCGCCGGCGCCUACAUCGAGCCAUGAGAGCCUUAUGAAGAGGGCCGAAGUUACCUAUACAGACGGUUCAGGUGUAGUGACAACCCAACAGGUACCAAUAAGAAUAAUCAACUCUGUGAAUCCAAUUCCGACGAUGUAUACAUGGGCUCCAACACAGAAAAAUUUUAUGGUAGAAGAUGAGACCGUUCUGCACAACAUUCCAUACAUGGGAGACGAGGUCCUGGAUCAGGAUGGUACAUUCAUCGAGGAGCUAAUAAAGAACUACGACGGGAAAGUGCAUGGUGAUAAAGAGGGGGGCUUCAUAGAUGACCAGCUAUUUGUUGAUCUGGUGCAUGCAUUGAUGACUUACCAGACUAAAGAUGAUGUCAAUGAAGAGAAACGAGAAAGAGAGUCAAGAAAUUCUAAAGAAGAUGUAGAGAAAGAAAGCAGCAAAGACAAAGAUGACAAAAGCAAAGAAGAUCUCCCAGAGGAAAAGAAGACAGCAGUUGAGAAACAGUUUCCGAUUUUCACCAUAUUCCAGGCGAUCAGCUUGCAGUUUCCUGACAAAGGAACAGCUCAGGAGUUAAGAGAGAAGUACCAGUCGCUGACCAUGUCGGGCGACCCGCUGUGUCCGCCGCCCGAGUGCACGCCCAACGUGGACGGGCCGCUCGCCGAGCCCGUGCCGCGCGACCAGACCAUGCACUCCUUCCACGCGCUCUUCUGUCGACGCUGCUUCAAGUACGACUGCUUCCUGCACCGACUACAAGCGUGCCAUCCGCGGCCCAACCUGUCGAAGCGCAAGGGACCCGACCUCAAGCCCUUCUCCGAGCCGUGCGGGCCCAACUGCUACAUGCUGCUGGACGGGAUGCGCGAGCGGCUGGCGCGCGAGCAGGCGGCCGGCGGACACGACUCGCCCAACGACGCCUCCUCCGAGGACAGCAACGACAGCAACCGCUUCCACAAGGGCAGCCACAGCAACUCCGGCGGCGGCGCGUGGGGCGCGGGCGGACACAAGCAGCACGCGGAGUCGCCGGCCGAGCCCGCCUACAGCGCGCUGGGGCUGUCGCUGGGCGCGGCGGAGUGGACGGGGUCGGACGUGUCGCUGCACCGCGCGCUGCACAAGGUGUUCCCGCACAACUACUGCGCGCAGGCCCAGCUCAUGCUGUCCAAGACGUGCCAGCAGGUGUGGUGGCGGCGGCAGCGCGGCGGCGGCCAGGAGCCGGGCGCGGCCGUGGACCUCACGCCGCCGCGCAAGAAGAAGAAGAAGCACCGGCUGUGGUCCGUGCACUGCCGCAAGAUACAACUCAAGAAGGACUCUGCCUCGCACCACGUGUACAACUACACGCCGUGCGACCACCCCAGCCAGCCGUGCGACAGCCUGUGCCCGUGCCUGCAGUCGCAGAACUUCUGCGAGAAGUUCUGUCAGUGCAGCAGCGACUGUCAGAACCGGUUCCCGGGGUGCCGCUGCAAGGCGCAGUGCAACACGAAGCAGUGCCCGUGCUACCUCGGCGUGCGCGAGUGCGACCCCGACCUCUGCACCGCGUGCGGCGCCGACGCCUCCCCGCUGCACGCCGCGCCCGUCUACUGCAAGAACGUGUCCGUGCAGAGAGGCCUGCACAAGCACCUGCUGCUGGCUCCCAGCGACGUGGCGGGCUGGGGGAUCUUCCUCAAGGAAGCCGCGCACAAGAACGAGUUCAUCUCCGAGUACUGCGGGGAGAUCAUAUCGCAGGACGAGGCCGACCGCCGCGGGAAGGUCUACGACAAGUACAUGUGCUCCUUCCUCUUCAACCUCAACAACGAUUUCGUCGUGGAUGCGACACGUAAGGGUAACAAGAUUCGUUUCGCGAACCACUCGAUCAACCCGAACUGUUAUGCGAAGGUCAUGAUGGUGAAUGGUGACCAUCGCAUUGGUAUCUUCGCCAAACGUGCGAUCCAGCCUGGAGAAGAACUGUUCUUUGAUUAUAGAUAUGGACCUACUGAGCAAUUGAAAUUCGUAGGCAUCGAGAGAGAGAUGGAGUUCUUAUGAGAACAGUCCAAAUAGCAGUCACUCCAAGACUGCAGGACACUGAGAAAGUCAGUGUGAACUCUACUCACAGUUUCAUUAGAAUGUUAUCUAUGUGAAAUUUAACAUCUGAAGAUAAGUGAACAUGACAAGUGACAUGUGGCAUCUCAUAAUGUAACAUUAAUAUUAAAACUCACUGUUUCUUGUACACCUGCCUGUGAGAGGUCACAGGUUUGAAAUCUUGGCUUGUUUUUUGUUUUUUUUGUAAAUGUAAAGUAAGGUAUGUCUUCUCAGUUGGCACACAUUAUAGAUGUAUUGGGGGAAGAGCAUUAGACACGUCAUGUUUAAAUUAAAUAACUGGCUAACUAAUAAUUAAAUAAUUUUAUUGCAUGAGAUGUGGUAAAACCCGUUUCUCUCUUCUUCUUUAAUAAAUAUGUAAUAAA
Molecule: messenger RNA, 2672 nt
Organism: Bombyx mandarina (wild silkworm)
Lineage: Eukaryota; Metazoa; Arthropoda; Insecta; Lepidoptera; Bombycidae
Gene: E(z)
Product: histone-lysine N-methyltransferase E(z)
Biological process (GO): heterochromatin formation
Cellular component (GO): nucleus; ESC/E(Z) complex
Molecular function (GO): histone H3K27 methyltransferase activity; chromatin binding; protein binding
Source: RefSeq, a predicted model, not a curated record